Pipistrellus nathusii (Nathusius's pipistrelle) is the source of this 1239-nucleotide messenger RNA. The record is from the annotation of a GenBank genome assembly. NCBI's taxonomy places the organism in Eukaryota, Metazoa, Chordata, Mammalia, Chiroptera, Vespertilionidae.
AUGCUGGCGCUGCUGGCCGCCGGGCUGGCGCUCGCCGUGGCCGCGGCGGCGGCGCAGGACGGCCCGGCGCCCGGCAGCCGCUUCGUGUGCACCGCGCUGCCCCCGGAGGCCGCGCGCGCCGGCUGCCCGCUGCCCGCGGCGCCCGAGGAGGAGCUGCGCGCGGCGGUGCUGCAGCUGCGGGAGACCGUCGUGCGGCAGAAGGAGACGCUGGGCGCGCAGCGCGAGGCCAUCCGCGAGCUCACGGCCAAGCUGGCGCGCUGCGAGGGGCUGGCGGGCGGCAAGGACACCAUGGGCGACCUGCCCCGGGACCCCGGGCACCUGGUGGAGCAGCUCGGCCGCUCGCUGCAGGCCCUCAAGGACCGCCUGGAGAGCCUCGAGCACCAGCUCCGAGGGAACGUGUCUAGCGCCGCGCUGCCGCCCGGCGACUUCCAGCGGCGGCUGGGGGAGCUGGAGAGGCAGCUGCUGCGCAAGGUCGCGGAGCUGGAGGACGAGAAGUCCCUGCUGCACAACGAGACCUCGGCGCACCGGCAGAAGACCGAGAGCACCCUGAACGCGCUGCUGCAGAGGGUGAGCGAGCUGGAGCGAGGCAACAGUGCGUUCAAGUCGCCCGAUGCUUUCAAAGUAUCCCUCCCUCUCCGCACAAACUACCUGUAUGGCAAGGUCAAGAAGACGCUGCCCGAGCUGUACGCCUUCACCAUCUGCCUGUGGCUGCGGUCCAGCGCCUCGCCGGGCAUUGGCACCCCCUUCUCCUACGCGGUGCCCGGCCAGGCCAACGAGAUCGUGCUGAUCGAGUGGGGCAACAACCCCAUCGAGCUGCUCAUCAACGACAAGGUGGCACAGCUGCCCCUGUUCGUCAGCGACGGCAAGUGGCACCACAUCUGCGUCACCUGGACCACGCGGGACGGCCUGUGGGAGGCCUUCCAGGACGGGGAGAAGCUAGGCACCGGGGAGAACCUGGCCCCCUGGCACCCCAUCAAGCCGGGGGGCGUGCUGAUCCUCGGGCAGGAGCAGGACGCCGUCGGGGGCCGGUUUGACGCCACCCAGGCGUUUGUGGGGGAGCUCAGCCAGUUCAACAUCUGGGACCGCGUGCUGCGCGCCCAGGAGAUCGCCAACAUCGCCAACUGCUCCACCAACCUGCCGGGCAACGUCAUCCCCUGGGUGGACGGCAACGUGGACGUGUUCGGGGGCGCCUCCAAGUGGCCGGCCGAGACCUGCGAGGAGCGGCUGCUGGACUUGUAG